AUGCCCUUGUCGCGAUUCAUGCGCGCGGGGUUCACACGGCUUGCGAGUCGCCGUCUGACGCAGCUGCAAGGCGCCGACGCCUCGCGCUUUCUUCAGGCGGUGCUGACCAAUGACAUGAAGGACCUGACGCGCCGUGGAGACGCCAUCUACGGCGCGUUCUUGAGCACGAAAGGGCGUGUGUUGGGCGACUGCCACGUGCUGCAGGUCCAAGACGACGCGUUUCUACUGGACUACGACAAGGACGUGGCGGAUUCGCUCAUGAAACACUGGAAGCGCUACAAGCUGCGGAUGAAGGUGGCGAUCGAGGACAAGACGGACGCGCUGGCGCUCUACGCGACGCUGCCUGCGAUUCUACAGGACACAGGGUCUCUGUUGUCGCACGAAGCGUCUCAUGAGACGGUCGUUGAGCAGCUACAAACGCUAUGGAAAUCUCCACAAGACGACGAUCGUGCCGUGGUGUUUGCUGAUCCACGUGGACACGGCUUUGGUGUCCGAGCGAUUGUCCCAGUUGAUGCAACACUUGACGUGCCGCAAGGGUACGCGAUGAUGGAGCCGUCGGCCUACGUGGAUCACCGCAUCGCUCUUGGAGUCGCCGAAGCGACGGAGCUGGUCGACGGGAUUCCGCUCGAGUGCAAUCUGGACUUGUUGCACGGGGUGUCGUUUCGCAAAGGAUGCUACGUCGGCCAGGAGCUCACAGCCCGCACGCAGUUCAAGGGAAACAUCCGUAAACGGAUCGUGCCCGCGGCACUGGUUCCAUCAGACCAGCACGACGUCGUGAAAGCGCUGUCGGAGUGCGCAUUCGAGUCGUUGGACUCACCGUCGCUUGCUGCGUUACGGACGUACUUGGCCGAAUCGAAGGACUGGAAGGACGUAAAAGCGCCCGUGAUUGGUGACAAGGUCGUGGUCACUGGUGACACAAAGGCGAUUGGAACGAUCUACAAUGUCGGCAAAGACGUGAGCAGCGCCAUUGUCAUGAUGCGUCUGAGCCACUUGCUUCCAUCCGAAGACGGGGACGUGGUGCCAACGAUGAAGUUCUCGACGCAGGACGGUGCUUUCCACGUUGUCCCGUAUCGGCCGUCGUGGUGGUCGCCGUUGGAUGUAAAGACAGGAAAGAUGAUGUUGCUGUAA
Molecule: messenger RNA, 1128 nt
Organism: Hyaloperonospora brassicae
Lineage: Eukaryota; Oomycota; Peronosporomycetes; Peronosporales; Peronosporaceae
Source: the annotation of a GenBank genome assembly